Messenger RNA from Musa acuminata AAA Group (dessert banana), 1839 nucleotides. RefSeq names its product receptor-like protein kinase FERONIA. The record is from RefSeq and is a predicted model, not a curated record. Gene Ontology annotation, biological process: protein phosphorylation. The coding region runs from base 247 to 1686 and encodes 479 amino acids. NCBI's taxonomy places the organism in Eukaryota, Viridiplantae, Streptophyta, Magnoliopsida, Zingiberales, Musaceae. Gene Ontology annotation, molecular function: transmembrane receptor protein tyrosine kinase activity. The transcript has 2 exons.
GAAGACUUCAUCCUAUUCACUUAAACAUCUCGGACUCUUGCAAUCUAUUGCUUGCGACGAUUGUGGCGCCGACUCAUAUUAUGAACGCCUCCCCUCCGCGACUCCCAAUUCAACUCUCUCGCAGUUCUUCGUGCUGAACGUGAGCGCGGGAGUUGAAGAUUUAGAUGUUGAAUGCUAAUUUUCCCUGCUGAAUUCCGGAGAGUAGAGUGAGGCCAAUCGAUUUCUUCGUUAAAGAUCCGAUUUUUGAUGGAUUUAGGGUUCCUUUUCCUGGAUCAGUCAUGGUCUCUGAUGCAGCUCCGUUCCUUUCUCUGUGCCUCCUUCGCCUUCUUGCUACUGGCGACUACUUUGGUCGUCGUUGCUGUAGACAACUCCACCUAUUACGUGCCAAGAGACGACAUCCUCCUCAACUGCGGCGCCUCCGGCCAGGCAUCUAGCUUCGACGGACGAUCCUGGACCGGCGACACCGGAACCAGGUACGCCCCCUCCUUGAACGGCGACGGCUUCGAUGCUCUACGGAAAGAUCCAUCGGUCUCCACUGUCCCGUACUCCACCGCUCGGGUCUUCACUUCUCCCUUCACCUACCGCUUCCCUCUCAGCGCCGGCCGGAUAUUUAUCCGCCUCCAUUUCUACCCUUCCGAUUACUCCAACCAUGCCGCUUCCGAUGCCUUCUUCUCCAUCACAACUGGCCCUUACACCCUUCUUCACAACUUCAGCGCCUUCCUAACUGCCGAUGCCCUAAAUUCUGCCUAUCUAAUCCGUGAGUACUCCGUAAACGUCUCCACCGGCGGCCUGAACCUCACUUUCACCCCAUCGACCACCCAUCCCAACUCCUAUGCUUUCAUUAACGGUAUCGAGAUUCUAUCAAUCCCUGACUUGUUUAGCUCAGCAACACCUUUGCUUGUCGAUGGAGAUGAUGAUCAUAAUGUUUACACUAUCGAUCCCGACCAAGCUCUGGAGACAGUUUACCGGCUCAAUGUGGGUGGGCAAGCAAUUUCCCCCAUCGAAGACUCCGGUUUGUUCCGCUCUUGGGACGACGACUCGCCUUACAUUUAUGGGGCUGCAUUUGGUGUGUCCUACUCCAAUGAUCCGAAUGUUACCAUCACAUACCCGACCAGUGUUCCAAAUUACAUUGCACCACCGGAUGUCUACUCCACAGCAAGAUCAAUGGGUCCAAAUGCACAGGUGAACUUGAACUACAAUUUAACCUGGAUUCUCCCUGUGGAUGCUGGCUUCUAUUACCUUGUCCGGCUACAUUUCUGUGAAAUCCAGUAUCCGAUAGUGAAGAAAAACCAGAGAGUCUUUGACAUCUACCUUAAUAACCAGACUGCAACAGAAGAAGCUGAUGUCAUUGGUUGGAGUGGCGGGAUCGGUAUCCCUGUGUACAAGGACUAUGUGGUGAGGACAAUGGGAAGAGGGCAGAUGGAUCUGUGGGUUGCGCUUCAUCCAGAUACACUCUCCAAACCAGAGUAUUAUGAUGCCAUCUUGAAUGGGCUUGAGGUGUUCAAGCUGCAGAACAGUAAUAACAGCCUGGCUGGUCUUAAUCCAGGAGCAUGCUCGCAGCUCUACGAUGAUCCUAGAGAUCUCAGGAAGGGGAGUGCGAAACAUAAGAGUGACGUUCCUGUUAUUGUUGGUGGCGUGGUCGGAGGUUUUGCUGUUUUGCUGUUUUGCUCGCUGGUUUUUGCCUGAUUGGAAUGUGCAAAUGCCAGAACGAAGGAAGGUGUUGGGAAAAAACGGAAUAAUUUUUUUCUAUCAAAAUAUCAAUAUGUUAUCAAAAACAAAUAUGAACGCAGACCAAAUUUUUAAUAUAUAAAACCCAAAAAAACUACGGGACUAUCUCAA